AUGACACAGGUGCUCACCGGACAUGGCUGUUUCGGUGAGUACCUGUGCAGGAUAGGGAAAGAGCGCACCGAAAGGUGCCACCACUGCGCCUGUCCGCGCGACUCGGCGCAGCACACGCUGGAGAUCUGUCCAGCGUGGGCGGCCGAGCGCGCGGACCUGAUAGCCGAGGUCGGCCAGGACCUCACCCUCUCGGCCGUAAUAACGGCCAUGACCGAGAGAGUUGAGGCAUGGAGGGCCGUGUCCUCCUUCUGUGGCAAGGUUAUGGCCCGGAAGAAGGACGCGGAAAGAGUCCGGCGAGGCGAGGGUGGCCGCCAUAGAGCCACCCAACACCCGCCGCGAGACGGAGGAGCUAUGCCUCCGCCCACGUAG
Molecule: messenger RNA, 369 nt
Organism: Camponotus floridanus (Florida carpenter ant)
Lineage: Eukaryota; Metazoa; Arthropoda; Insecta; Hymenoptera; Formicidae
Exons: 1
Coding region: 1-369 (122 amino acids)
Source: RefSeq, a predicted model, not a curated record